AUGACACAUUUGGUGGAAAAUGGUGUCAUUAGCGAUGGCAGUUGGCAGAUUUCUGUUAUGGUUACUGACUUGAAUAUUCAGCGCAAUUUGUAUGUCACUGGUUCUUUGCAUAUCGGUGGAUUAAUGCUUAGAUUGGUGGAUGAAAUAGAUGUCAGUAAAGACUGGAGUGACCAUGCUUUAUGGUGGCCUGAAAAAAGACGCUGGCUUACUCAUACACGCAGUACUUUGGAUCAAAUCGGUGUGACUGCUAACUCUAAUUUGGAAUUCACUCCUCAGCAUAAACUCGCUAUAGUGCAGCUGCCAGAUUUACAAAUGAUUGAUGCGCGCCUGGAUUUUUCCGUAAAUGUUGUCCGCGCUACGCAGCAGUUCUGCCGAGAAAUAGGCAUAAGAUAUUCUGAGGAAUUGUCAUUGAAGCGGUUCAUACCGCCAGAACUUUUGAGGAAAGGCCUUGGAUUCGAACUAGAUCAGGGUGGUCCGCAGCAACUACCAUAUUUAGAGGAAUCAGUCGGUCCAGGUACUCUUCGACGACAGAAGCCAAUUAGUGCAUCUGCUUCAAAUUUAGCUCGACCACUUCGUCGUGGUACUAGUCCAGCAAUGUCAACUAGUGGUCAGAUAUUCAAUGCAAGCGAACUUGGAACACUUCCACGUGCAGGAACAGUUGCACGUGGCGUCAGUCCUGGUCCCGGUGCAUACAGUGGUUCAAUCGGUCGCAGUCCUAUCAUGCCAUCUGUCUCGUUUUGUGAAGGGCUAGAAAAUGAACAGUAUGAUGUAGCUCUCGUGCAUUCACCGCGAAUUGUUCCUAACAAAGAGAUGAGUGUUUUUAGGCCACAAAAUUACGCAGAAAAGGCAGCCCUCAAUCGAGGCUGGCUCGAUUCUUCAAGAUCAUUAAUGGAACAAGGAAUAUGUGAAGGGGAUGUUAUACUGCUACGAUUCAAAUACAUGUCAUUUUUCGAUAUCAAUCCCAAAUACGAUCCGGUACGUAUUAAUCAGCUAUACGAACAGGCGAAAUGGUCAAUUCUUCUGGAAGAAUUUGAUCAUACUGAAGAGGAAGCUAUGCUUUUUGCCGCAUUGCAGUUACAAGCCACUCUUCAACGUGACUUACCAGAACCUGAAGCUCCUGAAAAAGAUGAUGUAGAUUUGCUAUUAGAUGAACUUGAACAAAACUUGGAUGCUGCAGCUUUCAACCGUAAGGCAGACCUUACACAAGUGCCUGAACUAGCAGACUAUCUCAGAUAUAUGAAAUCGAAAAAAAUAGCAUUCAAAGGUUUCAAACGAGCUUAUUUUUCAUUUCGAGAUUUGCAUCUCAGUUGGCACCAAGAUUCAAAUGACAUCCAUGGCCCACCAGUGGGCCAUUUCAGUCUUAAAGGAUGUGAAGUAACACCAGAUGUUUCUUUGGCUCAGUCAAAAUUCCAAAUAAAGUUGCUCAUACCUAGUAGUGAAGGAAUGAGCGAAAUGAUUUUGAAAUGUGACACAGAGCAUCAAUAUGCUCGUUGGAUGGCAGCUUGUCGUCUUGCUUCGCGUGGAAAAACUAUGGCUGAUGCAAGCUAUAACUUGGAAGUUGACUCUAUUAAAAAACUAUUGCAAAUGCAAUCUGGAGGAGUGCAAAAUAAUGCAGCGAAAAACUACCCAUCUGUAGAGCUCCCUCCAGACUUCAAUGUCGACGAAUUUGUUUCUCAAAGAUAUGCUCGCAGAGCUCGUUCAAAGCAGGCUCUUCAACAAAGAAUUGCGGAAGCGCAUUCAAAUCUUCGCAACCUAUCAAGUACUGAAGCGAAGUUGCAGUACAUAAGAGCAUGGGAAGCACUACCGGAGCAUGGCACCCAUUAUUUUAUAGUUCGCUUCAGAAGUAGUCGUAAAUCCGAAUUGAUGGGCAUUGCUUUCAACAGAAUAAUGCGAAUGAACGUAGAUACAGGGGAAAGUUUAAAAACAUGGAGAUUUUCAACGAUGAAAAAGUGGCAUGUUAAUUGGGAAAUCCGACAUUUAAAAAUACAAUUCGAGGAUGAAGAUGUCGAAUUUAAGCCACUUUCUGCUGAUUGCAAGGUUGCCCAUGAAUUCAUUGGUGGUUACAUAUUUUUGUCGCUACGGAACAAAGAACAAAAUCAGAAUUUGAAUGAAGAUCUUUUCCACAAAUUGACCGGUGGAUGGGCUUAA
This is a messenger RNA of Thelazia callipaeda (thelaziosis nematode), 2148 nucleotides long. The record is from the annotation of a GenBank genome assembly. NCBI's taxonomy places the organism in Eukaryota, Metazoa, Nematoda, Chromadorea, Rhabditida, Thelaziidae.